This is a messenger RNA of Aplysia californica (California sea hare), 438 nucleotides long. RefSeq lists its product as uncharacterized. NCBI's taxonomy places the organism in Eukaryota, Metazoa, Mollusca, Gastropoda, Aplysiida, Aplysiidae. The record is from RefSeq and is a predicted model, not a curated record. The transcript is spliced from 3 exons. Bases 14 to 325 code for a protein of 103 amino acids.
UUCUCCGAUCAAGAUGAACGCCAAGAUGUUACUGCUGGGUCUGUUUAUGACCCUUGUGGUGUUCAAUCUAGUGUCCGAGGCACAGGGGCAGGGAGCAGAAGGGGUGGAAGGAGAGGGGCUGGAGGUCCCCAGUGAGGCGGAGAUCGAGGAGACUAUAGGAGAAGCUUUGUCGGAGCUGGCCAACGAGCCGGGCCUGAGUGUGGCAAAGCGAGGCUGGUUGAAAAAGAAGACUAAGAAGGUUUGGAGGAAAGUUAAGCCCAUUGCGAAACAAGUCUUGAUCCAUAUCCUCAAAAACAUGGCCCAGGGCAAACGAAGCAUGGAGUGAUUGGUUUCCACAAGACCACCAAAGAUUCCUUCUGUCUGUCUGUGAUGUAUCUCUCUCUCUCUGGUCCCUUUUCUAGAGGAAACAUCGAUAUUAAAUUUUCUUUGAAAAAAGAU